Molecule: messenger RNA, 2735 nt
Organism: Python bivittatus (Burmese python)
Lineage: Eukaryota; Metazoa; Chordata; Lepidosauria; Squamata; Pythonidae
Source: RefSeq, a predicted model, not a curated record
CAUGUUAGUCCCUAUCAAAGAAGAGAAAACGGAAAAUCCUAACAGGAGCAGAGACAAUGCAAACUGGGCAGCCAAGUAAGGACGUUACUGGCCAUAGGAAGGGGAAGGUCAACUGUUUCAGGUGGCGAGUGCCAUUUUCUAAACAAAAUUAUGAGGCGAUCUGAGCAAUUUCAAGUUUAGCAUCUAUUUUGGGUAAAUUGGUGAAAAGAUUUGAUGAAAAGAUUAUCAAACAUGUAAAAGCAAGUCUGGCUGAAGAAGAAUCAACAUUGCUUUGAUAAAGAGUCUAAAAGUAUUAUGAAAAAGCAACAGUGUGCUGACUUCCAAUCUGCAAGUUUACUAUGGGGUACAAAUCUCCAAGUCCGAUUUCUUCUGUUCUCCUUUUCCAAUCCCAGCUGUGGAAGGCUGCUUUCACAAAAUGAGGAUAUCCAGGGCUCUGGAUUCAAUGCCAGUUUGGGAACUAAAAUAAUCAUUCAUGGUUUCAGGGCACUAGGCACCAAACCAUCGUGGAUAGAUGCACUAAUUCAAGCCUUGCUAGGGGUAGCCAAAGUCAAUGUGAUUGCUGUAGACUGGGUUCAUGGAGCCACAGCAGCCUAUCCUACUGCAGUGGAAAAUGUUAUGAAAUUGGGACUGGAAAUUUCCAGUUUUAUCCGCAGGUUACUGGCUGUGGGAGUGCCGGAGUCAUCCAUCCACCUUAUUGGGGUGAGCCUCGGAGCACAUGUCGGGGGUCUGGUGGGCCAGUUCUAUGAAGGCCAUCUUGGAAGAAUUACUGGUCUGGAUCCUGCUGGGCCAAAAUAUACCAGAGCCACCCCUGAGGAGCGCCUAGAUCCUGGGGAUGCUCUGUUCGUGGAAGCAAUUCACACAGAUUCAGAUAAUUUUGGUAUCCGGAUACCUGUGGGCCACAUUGAUUACUACCUUAAUGGAGGGAAAGAUCAGCCUGGAUGUCCCCGUUUCAUAUCAUCCGGCUACCACUAUCUGAUCUGUGACCAUAUGAGAGCUGUGCAUUUCUACAUCAGUGCCUUGAAUGAUUCCUGCCCCAUGAUGGCUUUCCCUUGUCCCAGUUAUAAGAAUUUCUUAGCCGGUCAUUGUUUAGAUUGCUUCGAUCCUUUCUUGCUCUCCUGUCCUACAGUCGGACUUUUGGACAACGGAGGACUCAACAUGAAAACACUGCCUAGAGAGGUUAAAGUUUACUUGGCCACAGCUGCAUCAGCACCAUACUGUGUACACCAUAUGCUUGUGGAAUUCCACUUGCAGCAGAGGAGAACUUCAGAUACCAAUAUUGAGAUAACCUUUCUCAGUAACAACUCCUCAGCCAGCACCAGCUUCAUCAUACCCAAGCAGCAAAUGCUAGGCAAAGGCUUGCUGACUCAUUCUGCUCCACUAUGCCAGAUAGAAAGUGUGAUGUUGCAGCACCAUCACAAGUUCUGGAGGAGAACCAAAGAUGAGACACCUGUUGUUGGCCACUUCUGUACUGCAUCUCUACCUGUGGAUAAAAAAGAGAAGAUGAUGUGUUUGCCACAAGUGCUGACUAUUACAAGCCAUAACCCCCUUCUCCAGAACCUCAACAUUCAGUGUGAUUAGUACAGUUUUGCCUUGUGGACACAGAGAUUAUUACAGGGCUGUAACUGUGAAGGGAAAUAUUCUAAAAUCAAAUGAGUUGUGUUAUUUGAACAUAUGUUUCUGUCCCAGUAUACUUGCUUCACUUCAAUUGUUAAUACUUUGUGCCUGUUUUUAGUAAAACUAAACAAUUGUACAACUAUGGAAUAAACAGAUACAAUGUCCAUAAAAUGGAACAGCACUUAAUUCAACAGGACCUAUCUCUCAUCAAUCUGAAGUAGAAAUAAGUAGGUUCUGCAGGUUUACAGCGGAAACUGGCUGUACAUGGUGCUAAUUGUUUGAAUUACUCCCCAGAUAUUACCAUCCCCUGUAAAUCCAGUUCUUCACUUAGAAGUGAACAAAUGGUAGGUCUGCUUGAUUGUGCUUUCAAGAGUGAAAGGCCAGUAUCAAGGAAGAGGGCGUUUCAUGAAUUUUUCCUCUACCUGCCUAUGUCCAUUAGCACAUUCAACCUAGUUUUCUGACCUACUAGAUGAUGACUUUCCACAAUAUUGCAGAAACUUUUCCCAUUCACAUCCCACCCAAUAUUCUGCAGAAUAUGGCAGCAGAAUUCUAUCCCUUAGUCCUAAAAUCUUUGCUCAGGACAUCUGACAUGCUGAUAAUAUGAAGAUUUUCUGUGCCGUAUAACCUACUUCAAAACAGAGGAAGGAUAGAAGGUGGACAUACAUAAGUUUCAUCUCCUAGAUCUUGACUUCGGUACGAGAGUAUCUACAACAUCUUCCUCCUUCUGUCUCAGCAAAAUCCUCUAAUGUUAAAAGAAAUACAGUACAGUACCAGCACAAACUCAGGACUGGUGACCAGGCUUGGCAUCACUAUUUGAAUUUCAUUUUGUAAAGAUGUUUUUGUAGGUUUUAAAAACAACAACCUCCAAAUUAUAACUAUAGAACCUUUGCAUGUCAUUAAUAAAAUAUAAAAUAAAGUCUUGAUUUAACUUUCCAUUCACUUGGCUUCCUGGAGUCAUUUUGUAAGUCUUUUCAUCACACCAGUGCUUUCCAAAAGGAACAUGAAGUCAUUGGUGGCCCACCCUGUUGAAAAGCAACCUCAUUUCUGUUGUGAGGAAAAUGAGGAAAAUAUAUCUUUGGGUAAAUCUUUGGGUAAAAGAAGCAAGUUUUUGGAGGCCUUAG